CGCGCCCCACCCUGCCGCAAACCGAGGAAGUUUGGGCGUCACCGCUCGCCGUAGGCCCCAGCGAGGAAGAGCGGCGGCCCUCUGCUCCUCGCUGCGGCGCCCGGAGCAGGCGGGGCAAUGGCGGCCGUCCCCGGCCCGGCGCGGAGCCGCUUCGCGGUGGUGGGCGGAGGCAUCGCGGGAGUCACCUGCGCCGAGAAGCUGGCUGUGGAAUUCCCAUCAGAAGACAUUUUUUUAGUGACAGCUUCUCCAGUUAUAAAAGCUGUAACAAAUUUCAAACAGAUCUCCAAAACGCUUGAGGAAUUUGAUGUAGAAGAGCAACCAAGUUCCUUAUUAGAAAGACGAUAUACCAAUAUUAAAGUUAUACAGUCUGGAGUAAAACAGUUGAAGAGUGAUGAGCAUAAAAUUUUCACUGAAGAUGGGAAAGAGUAUAUGUAUGAAAAACUUUGCCUAUGUGCUGGAGCAAUACCAAAAUUAAUUUUUGAAGGAAAUCCAUAUGUAUUAGGAAUCCGGGAUACUGACAGUGCACAGGCUUUUCAGAAGCAUUUGGCCCAAGCUCAGAGAAUAGUGGUGGUAGGAAAUGGUGGAAUUGCACUUGAAUUAGUGUAUGAAAUUGAAGGCUGUGAAGUAAUCUGGGCUAUCAAAGACAAAGCCAUUGGGAACACCUUUUUUGAUGCAGGAGCAGCUGAAUUUCUUAUUCCAAAGCUAACUGCUGAAAAACGGGAGACUCCAAUUGAAUGUAAAAGAACCAAGUAUACAAUGGAAGGAAGUGAGAAAAAAGAAAGACCUGUAGCAGUAUCUGACAAAGUGGGCAGUGCCUUAGGCCCCGACUGGCAUGAGGGCUUAAAUCUUAAAGGGACUAAAGAGUUUUCUCAUAAAGUACAUAUUGAAAAACUAUGUGAAGUAAAGAAAAUACACUUACAGCAAGAAUUUUUACAACUGCAACAGAUGUCUUUGGCUUUUCCUAAAGAAGAGAAGAACGUAGAACCAGAUGAGGUGCUAUGGCCUGUAUAUGUGGAAUUAACUAAUGGAAAAAUUUACGGAUGCGAUUUCAUUGUCAGUGCAACUGGUGUUGUGCCAAAUGUCAAACCAUUUCUUGAUGGCAAUAAUUUUGCUAUAGGUGAAGAUGGAGGUCUUAAAGUAGAUAAACACAUGCAAACGUCCCUGCCAGAUAUCUAUGCAGCUGGGGAUAUCUGCACAGCGUCGUGGGAACCUAGUCCAGUGUGGCAUCAGAUGAGACUGUGGACUCAAGCUAGGCAGAUGGGAUGGUAUGCAGCAAAAUGCAUGGCAGCAGAUGCUUUAGGGGAAUCUAUUGAUCUGGAUUUCAGCUUCGAACUGUUUGCUCAUGUAACAAAAUUUUUCAAUUACAAGGUGGUGGUUUUGGGAAAAUACAAUGCUCAAGGCUUGGGUUUAGACCAUGAACUAAUGCUGAGAUGUACUAAGGGACAAGAGUAUGUUAAAGUGGUGAUGCAGAAUGGACGAAUGAUGGGCGCUGUGCUGAUCGGUGAAACAGACUUGGAAGAAACGUUUGAAAACUUGAUUUUAAAUCAAAUGGAUCUUUCAGCCUAUGGUGAAGAUCUCCUGAAUCCAGAUAUUGAUAUAGAAGAUUAUUUUGAUUGAAUGAAAACCCAUUUCCAUUUUGUAUAACAUUUUGACACUGAUUAAUGGCUGAUAAAACUGUUUCCUUGGGAUUACCAGAAAUCAGGGAUAAGUGCAAUUCCUUAUUAGGAUUUUGUGUUAGUACUACCCUAAUUUGCUUUUCAGUAAAUUGGCAAUCUGUGUACAAGCACAGGAACAAAGGCACGUGAAUUAGUAUUGACAGUGAAUUUUGAUAUAUGUUAGACGAGAACAUCAGAACAACACUCCUAAAAAGCAAGCUUUGCUAUGCUGUUAAGAUAGCACUGCAUUUACCUGAAUGCAGGGUAGCCUUCACCGUUGAAAAGAACUUAAACAAAACUCUAUGUGAUACAUGUUAAAUCCAGUGCAUUCUUGCUUGGGGAAGAAUUACCUACGUGUAUAAUGUGCUACCAUCCAUUCCACUAGCAUCCUUCCACUGCUCAAACCUUUGAGUACUUGCUGAAGGUUUCAAGUCUCUUCUUACAGCUGAUUACACUGUCUCUUGCAAGCUGGCAAAUCUUUACGGCACAGGGCACUCAGAGCUCUUGCCACCUGGAAUGUGGUUUACAAAUAUACAGCAAGCUGUAUAAUUUUUUUUCCUUUUUUCCAUAACUUAAUUUCUAAAAGACAAGUAUUUUCUACUCAGAUAAAUGCAGAACACAAUCUUUGAACUAUGAAAGCUAGGAUGAAGUGUCCUUGAGAUGUUAAUUGAGAGCAGUAUUUAUUUUUUUUUAAACUGUUUGUCACUUCAGCUCUCUAGGUAUUGGUUGUAAAGCUGCACCAGUGCAUCUUGUGUGAUUUUCAACUGGACCACUGCAGGGGUUCACUCCAAGGAAAGGUUAACACUGUACCACUGGUGGCUGUCACCUGCCUUCAGUGACUGAACUUCCUCCACAUUGUCAGAAUCCUGUGGAGCAGGCUGCUGCAUCCAGCUUAUUUGGCAGACUUCUAAAUGCUGGAAAGCCUAGCUACAGGAGCAUGACCCUAAGUGCAAAGUUGAUAGGGAUGAUAGAUUUAGGUUUAAACUGGGAACAAUUCAUUGUAUGAAGUUGGUGGUACAUGUUGGGAUUUUUCCCAGAAAAAUCACUAAAAUUAUUUAGAAGAGAAUGACUGUUUAAUUAAAUUAAUUAAUUCCCUUUUUGGCAAAGGAUUUAAUUAAAUGAUAGGUGAAACUCUUAAGCUUCAGUCAAAAGAUUAUACCAGAAAAAUAAAGAUGAAGAGUUUAUUUUAAUUAUCUGAGAUGUUUUUUUUUGUUUUAAAAUAUGUAAGUUGAUACACAUCUGUAUGCCUGAAUGUAUCCAAAAUGAAACCAACUAGACAAUCAGAACCUAAGUUUAUAAUGAGUUUGACUUUAGCUUAUUGAUCACUGGCUGCUAAAAUCUUAAAAAAAAUAAAUAAAAAUCUAGCAAAUA
Molecule: messenger RNA, 3026 nt
Organism: Anas platyrhynchos (mallard)
Lineage: Eukaryota; Metazoa; Chordata; Aves; Anseriformes; Anatidae
Gene: PYROXD1
Product: pyridine nucleotide-disulphide oxidoreductase domain 1
Molecular function (GO): oxidoreductase activity
Source: RefSeq, a predicted model, not a curated record